GGAGGAUUUACAGGGAACAGAUAAAUCGUCAAAUUCACACAUCAUUUCAGCUGAACGAACCGAAAGCGGAAGUGUCGUCCAGCAAAAACACUGAAAUCCUCGAGAUGCAGUCUAAAUAAAGAAAUUGAAGAAUGCUGAAGAAUGCUGCCUCUAAAAUGAGCCUCUAUGAGGAGAGAGAGGAUGGAGAUGUUGUUCAUUGCCAGAACCAGAGAGCAGCAUCUCCAGAGCCCAGCCGUGUGUCUCUGAAGAGUAAUGCAUCCAUGGGAGUACCCACUGCAUUCAGUGAUAAAACACUGCCCUUUAACCACAGAGAUGAUUGGCUGAACUGCAGAGAGACUGGAGAUCUGCGGCAGGAAUCAUACCAUUCAGUAGAUGAUGAGCUACAGAGAGUCAAAGAUCACCACAAAAACAACAUGAAGAAUAAGUAUGAAAGGUUGUUUGAAGGAAUCAAAGUACAAGAAAAUCAAACCCUUCUGAACAGGAUCUACACACAGCUCUACAUCGUAAAUGGAGAGAGUAAAAGGGUGAAUGAGGAACAUGAAAUUUUACAGAUGGAGACAAAUCCCAGAACAAAAUUCUCACCUAAUACUCCACUCUACUGCAAUGAUAUUUUUAAACCCUUAAGUGAACCAAGAUGUGAGGAAAAAGAAAACAAAAUAAAGGCAGUUCUUACUAAAGGCAUCGCUGGAAUUGGAAAAACUGUUUCUGUGCAGAAGUUCAUUCUGGACUGGGCCGAGGGAAAAGCCAAUCAGGAUGUAGAUUUCAUGUUUGUACUUCCAUUUCGAGAGCUGAACUUGAUCCGAGAUCAUCAGUACAGUCUUCACAGACUUCUGCUGGACUUUCAUCCUGAAAUUCAAGAUCUGGACUCAAAGAUUUAUGAGGAGUGUAAAGUUGUAUUUAUCUUUGAUGGUCUGGAUGAAAGCAGAAUAACGCUGAUGUUUUCAGACAGUGAAAAAGUUUCAGAUUUGACUGAGACUUCAUCGGUGGGUGUGUUGAUGUCAAACCUCAUGAAAGGAGAGCUGCUCCCCACGGCUUUCAUCUGGAUCACCUCCAGACCAGCAGCAGCCAGUCAGAUCCCCUCCAGAUAUAUCAAUCGUGUGACAGAGAUACAGGGAUUCGAUGAGCCACAGAAGGAAGAAUAUUUCAGGAAAAGAAUCAGUGAUGAGCAUCAAGCCAGCAGAAUCAUUUCUCACAUUAAAAGAGUGAGAAGCCUCCACAUCAUGUGCCACAUACCCAUCUUCUGCUGGAUAUCAGCCACUGUGCUUCAAAAGCUCCUGAAAGAAGAUGACAGUACAGAAAUCCCUCAAUCUCUGACUGAAAUGUACAUCCACUUCCUGCUCAUUCAGAUAAGAAUGAGGAAUCAGAAGUAUGAAGACAGAGAUCCAGAGAAAAUUCAGCAGUCUGACAAAGAUGUGAUUGUAAAACUUUCUGAACUGGCUUUCGAACAACUGAUGAAGGGCAAUGUGAUGUUCUAUGAAGAGGACCUGAGAGAGAGUGACAUCGCUAAUGCCUCAGUGUAUUAUGGGAUUUGCACUGAGAUCUUUAAGGAGGAAUCAGUGAUUAAUCAGAGGAAGGUCUACUGCUUCACACAUCUGAGCUUUCAGGAGUUUCUUGCAGCAUUAUAUGUGUUUUACUCCUAUCUGAUGAACAACAUGGAGCCAUUGCAGCUGUUCCAGGACAGAGAAUAUGAAUAUUAUCAAUAUAUGUGGGAAAGGUCUAGGGGAAAUCCUCUGUAUGUGCUACUAAGAUCAGCAGUUAAUAAAACCCUUGAGAGUGAAAAAGGACACCUGGAUCUUUUUCUGCGGUUCCUGCUAGGGGUCUCACUUGAGUCCAAUCAGACACUCUUACAAAAUCUACUGACACACACAGAGAACAGUUCAGAGACCAUCAACAAAAUCAUUAAGUACAUCAAAGACACAAUCAAGAGUGACAAUGAUACCAGCUAUGAUUAUAAUUCGGAUUAUUGUGAUGACAGAUCCAGCAAUCAAUUUAAAGAGCAUUACAAAUGUCUCUCAGCAGACAGGUCUAUCAGUCUGUUCCUCUGUCUGCUGGAAGUGAAAGAUCAGGCUUUGUCCAGAGAGAUUCAGGAGUUUGUGAAUUCAGACGAACACUCAGAAAAGAAACUCUCUCCUGCUCACUGCUCAACAAUCGCCUACAUGAUUCAGAUGUCAGAUGAGGUGCUGGAUGAGUUUGAUCCUAUGAAAUACAACACAUCAGAUGAGGGUAGAUGGAGACUGAUACCAGCUGUGAUCAACUGCAAGAAAGUUCUACUUGCUGGAUGUGGUCUUUCUCUUCAGCAUUGUGAAAGUUUGUCUUCAGCUCUACAAUCAUUAAACUCCUGUCUGACAGAGCUGGAUCUGAGUAACAAUGAUCUGCGGGAUGCAGGAGUGAAGCUUCUCUGUGAUGGACUGAAGAGUUUGCACUGUCAACUAAACAUACUGAGAUUGGUCCUCUGUAAUCUCACUGGUCAGUGUUGUGAAAGUUUGUCUUCAGCUCUGCAAUCAUCAAACUGCAGUCUGAAAGAGCUGGACCUGAGUAACAAUGACCUGCUGGAUUCAGGUGUGAAGCACCUCUUUGCUGGACUGAAGAGGUCACACUGUCAACUGAACAUAUUAAGAUUGUCUGGCUGUCAGGUAACAGAGGAAGGCUGCUCUUAUGCCUUGUCGGUUCUGAGAUCAAACCCUUCACACCUGAAAGUGCUGGAUCUAAGCUACAAUCACCCAGGAGAAUCAGGAGUCAGCCAUCGGGAGUAUACAAGCAAUCAUCCAAACUACACACUGGAGAAACUCAAUGUGGAUUAUGGAGGAGAGUUCAGGAUUACAGCCGGACUACGCAAAUAUGCCUGUAAUCUCACAAUGGAUCCUAAUACAGCACACGCUCAUCUCAUUCUGUCUGAGGAGAACAGAAAGGUGACACGUGUGAGAGAGGAUCAUUCAUAUCCUGAGCAUCCAGAGAGAUUUGAUGAGUGUCCCCAGGUUCUGUGUAGAGAGAGUCUGUCUGGACGUUGUUACUGGGAGGCUGAAUGGAGUGGAUAUGCUUUUAUAUCAGUAACGUAUAAAGCAAUCAGUAGAAAAGGAGGGUGUGAUGAUUGCGUAUUUGGAUUCAAUAAAAACUCCUGGAGUCUCAUCUGCUCUGAUAACAGAUUCACUGUCCGCCACAAUAAUAAGGAAACUGACAUACGUGUCCCUUCAGGCUCCUCUAAGAGAGUAGGAGUGUAUGUGGACGUUUCAGCUGGCACUCUGUCCUUCUACAGCAUCUCUGACACACACACGCUCACACACUUACACACAUUCACCUCCACAUUCACUAAAUCUCUUUAUGCAGGAUUUGGGUUUAUGUUUUAUUGUUUGAACUCCUCUGUGUCUCUGUGUGAGAUUGAAAAGCCUGACACAAACAACGAAGAUGGCUCACACACCUGAAUGGAAGAAAUACUCUCACUUUAUAUAUUGUGCUGCUGAUUGUCAGGGUGUAUGGUUCUCUGGGAAACCAUUAACAUCCAUUAGCACAAAAGUUUUUGUAGUAGAAAACUGUCCUUUCAACUAUAAAUUCAAUCUUGUGUAUUUUAAAAACUGGGGGAAAGUGACCCCAUAGUAAAUUAUCCAAACAUUUCUAAAAUGAAAAACUAUUCAUUCAAAAUUAAAGAGAACUGGAGCGACAUAUAAUAAACAAUGCAAAAUAAUGCAUCAUUUAAUGAUUAUAACUGGGGUAAAAGAACUGAAUAAAACAAAACUCUUCUAGUUAGUAGUUAAGGAGUAAAUCUGACUACCAAAUGAAAAAUGUAAAAGAUUUAGAAGACAUUUCUUCAGCAUAAACCUCCUUACAAAAACGAUUUAACUAAUAAAAGGUCUAAAACAAAACAUACAGGGGGCGGCACUCAUGCCUAGGUUGACAGGACGUGGACAUUUAACCUCCACUGUGUAAAGGUCCUUUUUUUAUGAUGGACAAAGGUUUUGGAGGCAGUGUGUAAACGUGAUGUUCAUUGUAUUUAUUUUUUAACAUGCAAAAAUUUUGGACAAGUAUUUCGGACUUGGUGUGCGAUGACCUUAACACAAUUGGCAUUGAUGCAGUUCCGUUACACCUCCAUGUUCUGUUCCAUACACAACAAACAGUGUUGCCAAUGCAAAACUUUGUGCUGAAAUGUAUUUGUCGACUUGUGAUCUUUUGAAAAAUGAUUUAAAAAAAAAGCCAUGCAUUUUCAGCAGAUAUAUUAUUGCACUUCCUACUGGAGCUCCUCUUCUUCUACAAGUGCAAACCUACUGAACUUUGAAAUCAUGCAUAUGAAGCUGUAUAUGUGAGGACAAAAUGUAAAAGUAUCAGUUUUCAAAUUGCACAGGAUGUUACAAUUGUUUUACAAAAGUCAUAACAUAAUUAACUGUGUAAAAAUGAAGCUUUAUUAAUCAAAACUCUGUAACUGUAAAUCAUACUUAGUGAGAAAAAAAUAAAAAUAAAAGUUGUCAGAGUUUUA
Labeo rohita (rohu) is the source of this 4465-nucleotide messenger RNA. RefSeq names its product NACHT, LRR and PYD domains-containing protein 3. The transcript has 8 exons. The coding region runs from base 132 to 3419 and encodes 1095 amino acids. The record is from RefSeq and is a predicted model, not a curated record. Lineage: Eukaryota; Metazoa; Chordata; Actinopteri; Cypriniformes; Cyprinidae. Gene Ontology annotation, molecular function: protein binding.